This is a messenger RNA of Anthonomus grandis grandis, 1956 nucleotides long. RefSeq lists its product as uncharacterized. The record is from RefSeq and is a predicted model, not a curated record. Lineage: Eukaryota; Metazoa; Arthropoda; Insecta; Coleoptera; Curculionidae. Bases 285 to 938 code for a protein of 217 amino acids. The transcript is spliced from 2 exons.
CCGACCUGAGUGCAGUGGAAAAUAAAUAUGAAAAUAGUAGAGAAGUUUGGAGGUGAAAUGUAAGUUUAACCUUUAACUGCUCGCACUGGUGUAAAAAAUACACCAAAUUGGUGCCAACCGCUGCUGAUUCCAUACAAUCACUUUUUCGGCAUCACCGAGCUAGCUAUGCUUCGCUCGAUGUUUCUUCCAAAUGCAGUGCCAAUACGGUUUUGAUCGCCUAAGUAGAAGGUCAAAUAUCCCGAGAAGUUUGUCGUGGUGUACAGAAUACACCAACGCGAGUAAUUAUGCAUCGAAUAAAGAUAAAAAAUCCGAAAGGCUUAACCCAAAAUGAAUUGGAAGCUGUGGCCCAGGUUCUAUGUGAUACGGAUUCCGAAGAAGAAAUUGGCGGGGAAGGUGACAUAUCUGAUGAAAAUAAAGAUAUAGAGGAAGACAAACACAAUUCAAACUCCGAACAAGAAAUAAGUGAGCAAGAAGAACAAGAUAAAGUGGAAGAUGAUCAAAGUUCAGGCUCCGAAGAUGUUCCUCUCUCCGUGUUAGUGGCCAAUAGAGAAGGUCAGUAUGUUGGCAAGGAUAAAACAACUAUUUGGUAUAAAAGUUACCCUAUGUGUAAAUCUACUAAACCCAAAAGCAAAAAUAUAAUAAAAAUACUACCAGGGCCAAAGCAAUGCGCCCGUGACAUAACUGAUGAGAUGAGUGCUUUCUCAAAAAUUGUUGAUGAUGAAAUGAUUGAACAUAUCAUUCAGUAUACUAAUAGGAAAUUUCAAAAGUUCGGGCAAAUUUUAAUCGAGAAAGAGACGCAAAGGACGUUACAAAAACGGAAAUGCUUGAUUUUAUUGGGUUAUUGUUUUUAUCUGUAUGUAAGAAGCAAAAUCACACCAAUUUUUUGGAAUUAUGGACGAAAGACGGAACCGGAUCAGAAAUAUUUCAAGCUUGCAUAAAUUAUCAAAGAUUUCUUUUUUUGCUAGCAAAUAUUAGAUUUGAUGACAAAGGAAGAAGGAACGAAAGAAAAUAAAACCGAUAAGCUAGCCCCGGUGCGAUUUAUUUUGGACAAAUUUAUUUAUAAUUCAGAAAAAAACUACUCUCUUGGUGAAUUUAUGACCAUAGAUGAAAUGUUGAUUGCAUUUAGAGGAAGGUGCAGCUUUGUCCAGUACAUACCCAACAAACCUGCCAAAUAUGGGUUGAAGGUGUUUGUGCUUUAUGAUGCUAAAACAUUUUAUGUCAGUAAAUUAGAGCUCUACUGUGAAAAACAACCAGACGGUCAAUACAAUCAAUUAAACUCGCCAACUGCCAUAGUUCACCGAUUGUUGGAAGAACAGAAAGGAAGUAACCGGAAUUUAACUUGCGACAAUUGGUAUUCAAGUUACCCUUUGGCACUGGAGCUGUUACAAGAUAAAAUAACAUUUAUCGGGACUCUAAAAAAAAUAAACGGGAGCUGCCAAUUGAGUUUUUGCCAAAUAAAAAUCGAUUGGUUGGGUCAUCCAUUUUCGGAUUUCAAAAGGAUGUAACCAUAGUUUUAAGUGUCAAAAAAAAAUAAAUUCGUUGUUUUGAUUUCUACUAUGCACGACGACUCUUCUAUUGACCCAAAUACCAACAAACCUGAAAUUAUAUUGGAUUAUAAUAUCACAAAGGGGGGUGUGGACACAGUGGACAAAAUGUACAAUACGUUUUCUGUUGGAAAAAGAACAAGGAGAUGGCCAUUGGCUUUUUUCUUUUUCAGUUACUAAAUAUAGCAGGAAUCAAUAGCCAAAUUUUAUAUAACGCCACUCAUCCUUAUUUUCCUCACAAAUACAGAAGACUUUUCCUAAAAUCGCUUUCUCUGUCAUUGAUGAGACCUCAUUUGUCUGAAAGAGCUGCAAUAUCUACUUUACCUAUAGAUAUCAGACAUUUUCUAUCUAGGUAUAGAAAAGCUCAAGUAAACGACGCAGAGGAAGGGCCACCCACAAAAAUCAGAGGAAG